This is a messenger RNA of Magnusiomyces paraingens, 2016 nucleotides long. RefSeq lists its product as uncharacterized. The transcript has a single exon. Gene Ontology annotation, molecular function: diacylglycerol O-acyltransferase activity. The record is from RefSeq and is a predicted model, not a curated record. NCBI's taxonomy places the organism in Eukaryota, Fungi, Ascomycota, Dipodascomycetes, Dipodascales, Dipodascaceae. Gene Ontology annotation, biological process: triglyceride biosynthetic process. Gene Ontology annotation, cellular component: endoplasmic reticulum membrane. Bases 1 to 2016 code for a protein of 671 amino acids.
AUGACUGAUAUCGACCCACCGCUAGAACCUCACCCACCAUCUCCGUUCCUCUUGACCCGUCGUCGCAUGUCGACUCGUAGGGCUUCGACUAGUGCUGGGUCUACAACAACACCAGCUCUUUCGCCGCAGCUUCUUUCAUUGGAUUCUACAGAAACAAAGCUUCCUGCAAACCAACCUCGCAGUCAAAAUGACUCUAAAAACUUAUCACUGUUAAGCGAUGGCGAAUUUAAUAGCAACAUUCACAACUUAGGCAAUGUAAGUAAAGCAAGCGUAGAGUCUACAGAUGCCUUGCCUAUUCCCAUCGCUGCAACGUCAGCAACAACGAUCACGGAGACAGUUAAACCAGUUUCUGAGUCUUUCGACUCUAAAAACCCCCCUGUAAAAUUGCAACCGGCUAAAAAACAACUUCCACAUUACCGGCCCAUCCACAUUAACGCACAGGAUUCUAUAUUUUCGCGUGAAAACAUAUAUUCACUUGGAACAACUCAGUACAAAUCCAAGUCCAAGCCUGAAGUUUCCAGACCUUCGUCCGGUGAAUCUCCCACGCGGUAUUUUGGAUUCCGCAACCUGGCCAUGAUCGUCUUAAUUGUAGGCAACAUCCGUUUGUUGGUAGAAAACUACAUUAAGUACGGGCUGCUGGCGAGUUUUGAACGCAUGUCUGGAAUUCCAGAUCAUGAUAUUAAAAUUGCGCUACUGCUUACGGCAUUCAUUCCGGGACACUUGUUUGUAUCACUUGUUGUGGAACGGGUUGCAGCGUCUUGGGCAUUAACCCCUCAAGCCGCGCGGCAAGAUUCACAAGUGCUUCUUCCCAAGGAAGCUACUACUGAGGACAAGCCGAUUGAAAAUUCUCGUAAAAAGAGUUUUGCCACCCGACCGUCUUCAACAUCUUCGAGUAUUGCAGGCAAAAUCAAGAUGAAGCACCUGUGGCGGCUAUUUGCGGCAUUACACGCCAUUAAUGCGCUUUUGUGCCUUGUGAUCACGUCGUACACUGUGUACACAAACAUUUGGCAUCCAGUGGUUGGCACCAUUUGCGAGAUUCACGCAGUUGUACUUUGUCUUAAGGUAGCUUCAUACGCUCUGACCAACCGUGAUUUGCGAGAUGCAACGAUUAUCGAACGUGCAAACAAAAAAACAGGCAAUGAAAAUGAUAAUGAUAUUCCAGAGGUUCCUGAGCUCUACUCAUCGCAACCUUAUCCUACCAACCUAACCAUUGGCAAUCUUGUGUACUUUUGGUGGGCCCCUACGCUUGUGUACCAGCCCGUGUACCCACGAACACCGCGAGUGCGCUGGCGGUUUGUUGCGCGGCAUAUUGCGGAGCUUAUUGUGCUGGUUGUUGUGAUGUGGUUUAUAGUGCGCCAGUACGCGGUGCCUAUUUUGGAAAAUUCGUUGCAACGGAUGGCUACUGAGCGCCAGGGUAAUAACAACAAAUUACAGACGUCAACUCUACAGAACCUGGUGCUUAUGGGUGAGCGACUGAUGAAGCUUGCUACGGUUUCAAUUCUGGUGUGGCUACUUGGGUUUUUUGCGUUAUUUCAGUCUUUUCUCAACUUGCUUGCAGAGCUAACGCGUUUUGCAGACCGCGACUUUUAUCAGGAUUGGUGGAAUAGUGGGUCUUUGGGAACAUACUGGAAACUUUGGAAUCGGCCUGUAAGCAAUUAUUUUCGCAGACAUUUGUACAUCCCCAUGCUUAAGCGCGGCUUUUCGACGUUUCAAUCGUCGCUCUCUGUGUUUUUUGUGUCAGCCGUUUUGCACGAGGUGAUGGUGGGGAUUCCCACACAUAACGUCUUGGGGUUUGCCUUCUUCUCCAUGAUGCUUCAAGUCCCUCUUAUUUUGGUCACAGCUCCACUCGAGAGAAUGCGUGGACCAGGAUCGACUAUUGGGAACAUGGUGUUUUGGCUAGCGUUUUUCCUUGGUCAGCCGUUAGGUGUUUUAGUUUAUUAUUAUGCUUGGAAUGUCAAGUACAAUCCAGGAGCUCUCAAAGUGACAAAUUCAACAGAACAUUGCAAUUGUCUUUGA